Yamadazyma jaroonii is the source of this 315-nucleotide messenger RNA. Lineage: Eukaryota; Fungi; Ascomycota; Pichiomycetes; Serinales; Debaryomycetaceae. The record is from the annotation of a GenBank genome assembly.
AUGAGUGAUAAAUCUAUCAAGUUCUACGGUCCCAAUGUGGAAUCUAAUAAGAAAAACUUGCAAUAUAUUCAUGAUGUGAUGUGUUUAUCGUUAGGAGUCGGCGCAGGAGUACUUUCAUUAGAAUCAUUAUAUGGAUUCUUAUUUUAUAUAGUGGGUAUGACCUUGACCAAUGUAGGUUUCAUAAUAGUGUGUUGUGAAGGCAAGCCAAAGGAAUUCUAUCGAAAUCCUUUACAACAGAUAUUUUUAGAUGGUUUACAAGGAAAUAUAGCCGGAUUUGUCAUGAUGUGGUGUUUGGUUUACGCUUUAGUUAAAUAG